CACUUCAACAUACUCUUUUUCUUUUCUGAACUACCUUCAAAGAUUCUCACUGUAAUUUUGAUUAGGUCUCGCCUACAUCACCAUGGCUUUCUGGAUCAGAUCUUUGCCUCUCCUGGUGCUGCUUGCUGUUUUGGCUCCUCCAGCUAGUCAUGCUUUUCCCAGUCAGCGUCUGUGUGGCCCCCAUCUAGUGGAAGCACUCUACCUUGUAUGUGGAGAACGGGGCUUCUACUAUGCCCCCAAAGCACGGCGGAGCAUCGAAGAACCUCUAGCAAAUGGGGUGGAAGCACUCUCAUUCCAACCUCAGGAAUUUCAGAAGAAGAGAGGAAUUGUACAGCAAUGUUGUGAAAACACCUGCUCUCUGUAUGAGCUAGAGAGCUACUGCAACUAGAAGAGGAAACCUGAGGGGGAGGCGAGAAAAGCACUUUGCUAUUGCACCUUCAAAGUCAUUGAAUAAAAAUCCCAUGAAUCUA
This is a messenger RNA of Eublepharis macularius, 470 nucleotides long. RefSeq names its product insulin (gene INS). NCBI's taxonomy places the organism in Eukaryota, Metazoa, Chordata, Lepidosauria, Squamata, Eublepharidae. The record is from RefSeq and is a predicted model, not a curated record. Gene Ontology annotation, molecular function: hormone activity. The coding region runs from base 83 to 388 and encodes 101 amino acids. Gene Ontology annotation, cellular component: extracellular region. The transcript is spliced from 3 exons.